AUGGGCGCAAACCCCACCACUCUGAACUCUUCUAGGCGAGCCCGUUUAUCAGAAGCUACAGCGCAGUUGAUAGGUAAAGGGCAGCAACCCAGGGAUCUAUAUAAACGCAGUAGCAGCGCUUCAACUGCCCAGCAGCUGCAGCAGCAGCUGCCGGAGCAGCUGCUGCUGCAGCUGCAGCAAGUCCGGCUCACCAUCUGCUCUGAGGCAGAGAUAGCCGACACCCUGGCUGGUCAGCUUCCGUUGCUGCUGCAAUUUGACCAAGGAGAGAAGUCGCCUAUUCAAGUAUGGGUACGAAAAGGCCUCCAGGGCUCCUCUUCGGACCCUCCAGAGGAGGAAGCGGCAACUCAGUUGAGGCCUGCACUGCAGCUAGUUUGCUUAGAUCCCUUCCAAGUUUCGCGGCUACGCAUCAUUUUAAGUAGAGUUGGGGCUGCCGCAUCAGCGGAGGCUGCGGCCCUUGCGAGCAAGCUGAAAUGUCCGCACAGCCUCGACCAAAUGGAUGACCUUCCGGUGUUGCGUAACUGCGCCAGCAGCAACUGCUCCAGCAGGCCCCAGGUGUAUGCGGAAGCAAACUCCACAGGCGAGCUGAUGCUGCGGGUUUGUGCCCCGCCAAGCCCGUGGAAGCUGGCUUGUCUUUGGAGGCAGGAUUUCUACACUGCAUUCUGUCGCUUGUUGCAGCAGCAAGACCAGCAAGAAAGAGAUGCGGCUAUUGUCAAGAUUGCUGGUGAAUUGCCUCUUCGCUUUUGGCAGAUUGAGUGGCUCAGGCUGCAAAGACUCUUCGGGUCAGCGCUUCAAGAGCUAUUAACAAUGCUGAAGCAGCAGCAAAAGCAGCAGGGGGAGGAAGUGGGAGACUGCCCAUACGUGCGCCUUGCCUCCAACCUAACAGCAGCAUCAGCGGCAGCACCCACAACACUAGCCGCAACUACAGCAAGGGAUGCAGCAGAGGAGGCACUGCAGAUGUGCUGCUGCAACAU
Eimeria tenella is the source of this 971-nucleotide messenger RNA. RefSeq lists its product as uncharacterized. The annotation marks the transcript as partial. The record is from RefSeq and is a predicted model, not a curated record. The transcript has a single exon. Lineage: Eukaryota; Apicomplexa; Conoidasida; Eucoccidiorida; Eimeriidae.